UUUGCUCAGAGGCUCAUGAAUAGCAGCUUCCCAUUAGCCAUGCACGGCUCUGAAGCGCGCAUAAAUAAUAGCUGGCAGAGCUGAUAAAAAAGCGCACCUUGGGGCCUCUCCCCCCUCCAUCUCCCUCUUUCUUCCUUUCUCUCUGACGGGAUUCUUUUCUAUCUGUCGUGGCUACAGCAUUUAGUCAGCAAGACUUUGGGGGCAGGUAGAAACAUUUCUCUUUUUUGCGCUCCGACUUCUUCUUCUUUUGUUGUUGUUGUUGUUGGAGGAUGAAAUGAUUCCUUUGCAUUAAAUCGGAGAUGUUUUCUGCUCUCAUGUCCCGUCUGUCCCGCAUUUGUAAUCCUGCGCCUUGCAGAACAAAUCCGCUGGACUGGUGCCUUUCCUAUUGAGAAGCAAGAAGCAUAGACACAAGGCUGCAUCUGAGCCCCUGCAGCUUCAAAAUUCUUUUGGAAAAAACGCAGAAACGGCGAUUUUUACGCACGAGAAAAGAAAGAAAGUAAAAGAGCACGGUCGUGAGAUUUCUCUGUGAUUACUACUACCACACAUCGAGGAUUUUUAAUUUUUUUUUUGCCUAAGAAGUUGCAUGUGCAGGAGUGAUAGUACCCGACCGGGACAGAAGGAAUGGGACACCCGGGCAGAGCCGUGAGAGGAGGAGGAUGGAGAGGAUGGACGCUCCUGGUUUGGGUCGCCGCUGUCAGCUUGGUGCUGGUGGCGGAUGGACGGAGAGUGAGGCAGCCCAGAUGCCCUGCUGGAUGCACCUGCACCAAAGACAAUGCCCUGUGUGAGAAUGUCCGAUCCGUGCCUCACACUUUCCCAUCGGACGUCGUUUCACUAUCUUUUGUCAAGUCUGGAUUCAAUGAAAUCACAGGAGGAAGCUUUGUUCAUACACCUGCCCUGCAACUGCUAUUGUUCACAGCAAACUCUUUUGACCUGAUCGACGAGGAUGCAUUUCUGGGUUUAACACAUCUUGAAUACCUAUUUAUUGAAAACAACAAAAUCGCAUCCAUCUCCCCGUAUGCUUUCAGGGGCCUGAAAACACUGAUACAUCUGGUCUGCUUGUGUCAGUUGGUCCUAAUUGGCUGGCAAAGACGCCGUCCUCUACACAACACUGGAAAAAGGGUGGUGCUGUUUAGGAGUCUGGCUUACAACAACCUUGAGACGCUGCCCAAAGAUGUGUUCAAGGGCAUGGAUGCUUUGACCAAAGUGGAUCUGCGAGGCAACAACCUGAUUUGUGACUGUAAGCUCAAGUGGCUGGUGGAGUGGAUGCAUCACACCAACGCCACCCUGGACCAGAUCUACUGCAGCGGGCCGCCGCUCCAGCAGGGGAAGAAGAUCAACGACCUGCUGCCACACUCCUUUGACUGCAUGACGGCAGAGUUCGCCUCCUAUCAGUCGCUGAAGUUUGAGUCCAUAUCGGUGGAGGCUUUCACCUUUGGCAAAGAGCAGUACGUUGUGUUUGCUCAGCCCUUUGCUGGGACCUGCAGCUUCCUGGAAUGGGAUCACGUAGAGAUGACCUUCAGAAUGUAUGACACCAUUGAAAGCACUUCCACUGUCGUCUGCAAGCCCAUGGUCAUUGACAACCACCUCUUUGUCAUCGUGGCCCAGCUAUUCGGCGGCUCGCACAUUUACAAGCGUGACACAUCGGCGAACAAGUUCAUCAAGAUCCAGGACAUCGACAUCCUGAAGAUCCGCAAACCCAACGACAUCGAGACCUUCAUGAUCGACGGGGAGUCGUUCUUUGUCAUCGCCGACAGCUCCAAGGCUGGUUCCACAACGGUGUACAAGUGGAACGGAAAUGGCUUCUACUCCCACCAGUCCCUGCACCCGUGGUACCGGGACACAGAUGUAGAAUAUCUGGAGAUCUCCAACAAACCCCACCUGAUUUUGUCCAGCAGCUCUCAGAGGCCUGUCGUGUACCAGUGGAACAGGAGCCAGAAACAGUUUGACCGUAGGACUGACAUACCGGAGAUGGAGGACGUCUUCUCUGUGAAACACUUUCGGGUCAAAGGUGAUCUGUUCAUAUGCUUGACAAGAUUCAUCGGGGACUCCAAGGUGAUGCGCUGGGACGGUGCCAUGUUCAAGGAGGUCCAGACGUUUCCUUCCCGCGGCUCCAUGGUGUUCCAGCCCGUCUCCAUCGGCAACUGGCAGUACGCCAUCUUGGGCAGCGAUUAUUCACUGACACAGGUCUACCAAUGGGACACCAAGAGGGGGCAGUUUGUCCCAUCUCAGGAGCUGAAUAUCCAGGCGCCGCGAUCAUUUUCCCUGGUUGCCAUUGACAACCGGGUGUUCCUGCUCGCGUCCAGCUUCAAGGGAAAAACUCAAAUAUAUGAGCAUCUCAUGAUCGAUUUGAGUAAUUAAACCCGUGGCUUGUUUUGGGACACAUUACCAUUCACACGCUUUCUUCUGCGACUUUGCUGAACUUGUCAGUCCCAUUUCAAACCACUAACAGUUUCAAGUCAUCAAUCUAAAGAGGUUUUUCAAAUAUAAAUCAGGACUUCUAGGUUAGUUUCGGCUGACAUUCUAGGGAUGUAAUUGCUACAUUGGUUCAUUUUUGUUAAUUUUGGCAGGUCUGGACAUAAUUUCUGUGAUUAUGAUUGAAAACAUUUUUUCUACAGUCCCUGAAGUAUGGAAACCUGCAGCAGCUGGGUCAUUUUUGAUGAAUUCCUUGCAUUUUCAUCUUGAUUCCUUACUAUAUAGGAAAGCCUUUCAGGAAAAAACAAGCUAUAAAGUUGCUUCUUUGGAUUAUAGUUAAAAUCCAAAGGUUUUAUUCUUAUAAGACGCCUAUGCUAUUCAGCUCCAUACCAUCUCUUGUAGAACUUCAAUAGGAAUGUUCUCGGAAUUGGCAGAUGACCAUUCAUUAAUUGCUAAAUAGCGGGAUAUUUUGUGAUAAAAGGGAGGAGAGAAGGGUUUUGUAAUUUUAAAGUCUUCUUUUAGACAAAUUAACUCCAGAGUAAAAUAGAUCAUCAUUAGGUAUGUGGAUUUUAAACUCUGGAGAGGUCUGUAGGUUUGUUCUCAUUUGCUUUUUUUCUAAACUGAAGUUUAAAACAUCAAUGUUCCAUCAAGGCUGCUGAUUGAUUUGAGUUCUGGGCAUUUAAAUCUCAUACUGUGACUGUGAGAGUUCCUCAGAGUGUUUAUUAGAUACUCUGUAGAAGACAGACAAUCUCACAAAUGUGCAAGAACCCUCCUCACACUGGAAUCUAACUUCGGUUUAAUGACAGCGGCGGCGAUGUAGUUGGCAAUAUUUAAAGGAAUUUGUCAGUAACAGAACAAUGAGCUUCCCAUAUGGGUAAAAAUUUGACUAUUUCCAAAGAGUUGUGUCAAUUCUUUGGCAGGUUUGUGUAAUUAUUUCACAUAAUAAAGUGAAAAAUCUCACUUAACACCGUGAGAAACUUUAGAGGAAAAAAACACACCGUGUGUUCUGCUUUCUCUCAGUUAAACAAAACCGCAUGCGUGAUACAGACACUCGGUGGUGUUGAUUUCCGAUGAAUGACUAACUAGAAGCAUCCCACUGUGCCACCCAGCCCUCUCUCUUUCACUGCACUCUUGCCCCUUUUCUCCCUGAUUGACAAAAACCAUUGUUGUCUUUACUCCGCAACUAAAAGCCAACCACUGUGCGGCACACGCUACCUGUGCUGUCACACCGUCCUCUUAUUCCCACACAAAAGGAAACAGAAUAUCGAUAACAGUUAACAAACUUCACUGACAAAACAAUUUGCCAAAUGUGUUUUUACAGUACUGUGUAAAGUAAUUUAUGAUGUUACUUUUUUGUAUGUUGAAGGGGACCACACUUGGUGUUUUCUUUUUUUUAAUAGAUUUAGCCUUUGUAGUGUAGUUUUAGUGCAGAUUUAGUAAAAAAGAAAACAAAACAAAACAUGGAUCACCUCCUUAAAUGCAGUGUAACGUGCUACUUCUUUAAAACAGUUUGGACGUACUUGUAUCAGUCUAAUGUAGUUAGGUAAAGAUAGAGGUUUUUAGCCAUUCCUUUGUCGUCUUGAUCAUUCUGUUUUAUGUACAGUGGUAAUAAAACACUAAAAACACUAAAA
Molecule: messenger RNA, 4043 nt
Organism: Acanthochromis polyacanthus (spiny chromis)
Lineage: Eukaryota; Metazoa; Chordata; Actinopteri; Pomacentridae
Gene: lgi1b
Product: leucine-rich, glioma inactivated 1b
Exons: 11
Coding region: 622-2358 (578 amino acids)
Biological process (GO): myelination
Molecular function (GO): protein binding
Source: RefSeq, a predicted model, not a curated record